AUGGUUCAAGUACACAUCGCGGUGCUGGACACCGAUGUUCCCUGUUAUCGGGUGUACGCUAAACGGGGGCUAUAUAGCACUCAGUUUCGUCGGCUCCUCCAGGCCGCUGCAGAGCGGAUAAACAAGCGCGGGCAGGAGCUGAAGAAUGGAGAGAUAGAGGUCCGGGUAACGGGGUUUGAUGUGGUCGGCGGAGUGUUCCCUUCCCUGGAGUGCCUGCGAGUGGACACGGUAACCGAUGGCAGCGUCUAUACAGAUUCUCGACCGCCCCCGAUAGACGCCAUCCUUGUGACCGGCGCGGCCGCAGCGGCGUACGAUGAUCUACACUGGAUACCGCCCCUGCAAUCCUAUCUCCAAAGGGUGUAUUCCGAGUUCCCUCUCGUCAGGAUCUUCGGCUCGUGCUUUGGCCAUCAACUUAUCGGGCAGGCCUUACUAGGGGCGGGGCCGGAUGCAAAGGGCGACCAGCUAUCUGGAAAGGUGGUCGUGAAGCUGAUGCCAGACGGCCACGAAAUUGGGCCGCACUCGAUCACGUUGAAUCCUGAGUUCGCACGCCGAUUCGUACCUUUCCAGCGAUUCUCGUCCACCAACCCGCUUCGCCUCCAGCUUAUCCACGGUGACGCUGUGGUACCUUAUCAGGAACUAAAUGGCGAAAAGGGAACGACAGACGACUUUCUCGAAGGAACGUGGAUGAGCCUUGGAAGCACCGACCGCUGCUCUAUCCAAGGGUUAUAUAACCCUGGUCGUGUCCUCACCCUGCAAGGCCACUUUGAAUACGACGCCUUUGCUACUGGGGAGCUUUGUCACCAAUUUGCGAAGACAUUCAGCUGGUCAGAAUCGCGGCUCUCUUCGCACCUGGAGAGGAUUUGGGGGUCAUCCAGACAUGACAUGGAGGAUGACGAUGACUCUGGCGUUGUGGCUGAAGCUGUUCUAUUGUUUUUUGCCGGGGAGGAUUAG
This is a messenger RNA of Aspergillus puulaauensis, 951 nucleotides long. RefSeq lists its product as uncharacterized. The record is from RefSeq and is a predicted model, not a curated record. The transcript has a single exon. The coding region runs from base 1 to 951 and encodes 316 amino acids. Gene Ontology annotation, cellular component: cytosol; nucleus. NCBI's taxonomy places the organism in Eukaryota, Fungi, Ascomycota, Eurotiomycetes, Eurotiales, Aspergillaceae.